Gasterosteus aculeatus aculeatus (three-spined stickleback) is the source of this 4742-nucleotide messenger RNA. RefSeq names its product golgin A1 (gene golga1). The record is from RefSeq and is a predicted model, not a curated record. Lineage: Eukaryota; Metazoa; Chordata; Actinopteri; Perciformes; Gasterosteidae. Gene Ontology annotation, cellular component: Golgi apparatus.
AUCCGUGUUGGCUGAUUACGUGUAGCUCCCGUACUAGCAGCGCAGCUAGCAUGUCCGACCAGACAGCGCUAAUGAGUGAGUUCCUGUUGACUGCCACGACCAAAGCCACCCGCUGAGGACCCGCAGAACCAAAGGCGAACGUACGGCCGUUAAGAAUUGGAAAACGUCACGGACUUUAUCCAAGUUAACAUGCAGUAGCAGGAUGGAGUCGCCCCAACAGACCAGUUUGGAGCGGUGCUGCCUGGGGACGCCGCUGUGCUGCACAGCCGAGAAGCAGGAUCCGUAGACCGCAUCGUCCCUGGGAGCCACUGAGUCCACACGAACCGCCAACUGCACUCAGAGAGACGCGCGGAAAGGAGCGACAUGUUCGCCAAGCUGAAAAAGAAGAUCGCAGAGGAGGCGGCCACAGCACCUCGGGGUGGCGUCCGUAUACCACGCACCAUCAGCAAGGAGUCCAUCGCCUCCGUGGGGGCCGACUCGGGAGACGACUUUGCCUCUGAUGGCAGCAGCUCCAGGGACGACCUCCCUGCUCAGCUUCUCAGAAGGAAUGACCAGAUCCGGAAGCUGGAGGCCAAGCUCUCAGACUAUGCUGAGCAGCUGCGAAUUAUGCAGAAGACCAAGGAGAAGCUUGAAAUUGCAUUAGAAAAGCAUCAGGAUUCAUCCAUAAAGAAACUUCAGGACCAGAACGAGUGUCACCAGGCCAGCAGAGCCAAGAUGGCGGAGGGGAUGGCUCUAGCUCUGGAGAAGAAGGAGCAGGAUUGGAUGGAGAAGAUGACUGGCGUGGAAAAGGAGAAGGCUUCCCUGGCAGCCCGGGUAGAGGAGAUGAUGCAGCACAGCGUAGCACUCUUCCAGAAAAGGGAUGACCGCGAUGAACUGGAAGGCUUUCAGCAGCAGGAGCUGGCUAAACUUAAACAUAUGUUGCUGAAGAAGGAGGAGGAGCUGAGUCAGCGGGAUCUGCAGCUCCAGCUGAAGGAAGCUGAAGUUCAGUCGGCAAAGCAAGGGCUGUUGGAGGCGAGGAGGAAACUCCAGACUCUGGAACAGCAGCACGAGGAGAGCUGCAGUCUCAACUCCGGGCUUGAGAUAGAGCGAGAGGAGCUGCUGCUGCUCAGAGAGGAAGCAGACCAGCGGAUCCGUGAGCUGCAGUCGGUCCUCCAGCAGGUCUCUGAAGACUUCCAGAAGUCACAGCGCGUGGUGUCCACGUUGGAGACGUCCCUGCAGGCAUUACAGACGGAGCAUGACGCCCUGAAGUUGCAUCAGCAAAAGGCCGCUGUAACGGAGGUGGACAAGGAGCGCUUGUUAUCGGACCUUCAGAAGAAAGUGACGUCCCUGGAGAGACGGCUCCAGGGGAACCUGAGCCAGGACGACCAUCUACAGGAGCUUCUCCAUGAGAAGUGCGGCUUGGAGCAAAGUCUGGAGGAGACCAGAGCGGAGCUGCUGCAGGUUCGGACCGACCACGCUGACACCGUCAGCUCUCUGGAGACUCAGCUAUCCAGAAUGAACUGCAGCCUUACUGAGCUGCAGAACCUCCUCCGACACAAGGACGACUCGUCCAGAGCCUACAGGGAGAGGACGGACACGCAGAUAGCUAGUUUGGAGCAGAAUGUGCAAGAGAGUGAUGAGAGGCUGAAGAGUGCCGAGCGCCACGCCACAGAGAAACAGCGGCACGUGGAUAAACUGCAAGCGGAGUGGAGUGCAGAGAAGGCCUUUCUGGACCAGCAGGUGUGUUUGCUUCAGCAGCAGAGCCAGGAAGAGGCCCGCCGCCUGGAGGACAGCGUCCGCUCGUUACAGGCUGAAAGACAGAGGCUGCACGACAGACUGGCUGAUCUGGAUCAGCAGAGGGACGAGGUAAACUCCGCCCUCAGUCAGCGGACAGAAGAGCUGGAGCAGAGCCGGGCGGAGCUGAACUGUCGGCAGACUGUGAGCACAGAAAUCGCCAAAGCACUAGAAGAAAGCAGGCGCCAGAAGGAGGAGCUGCAAACGCAGGUUGGAGAGCUCACCACAUCGCUACAGACCUCCCUGCAGGACCUUUCCACGGCCACUGAGAAGCUAGCACUGAGCGAGGAAGACGUGCAAACGCUCCAGAAGGAGGUGCAGUGUCAGCAGGCAGCAGCGGUGCAGCUGCAGGAGAAGGUGGAGCAGCAGCGCGCCCAGCUGGAGCAGAUGGAGCUGGACAAAGAGUCUCAGCUGAUCAACCAGACGCAGCAGCUGGACAGCUGCCAGGCGCGGAUCUCAUACCUGGAGGUCGAGGUGGAAACCUUAACGGAGCAGCUGCGCGGCCCUGAGGUGUGCGAGGAGGAUCACAACGGCAGUGUGACGGUGGAUGACCUGGAUCACAUUCAGAAGGUCAACAGAGAGCUCGAACAGCAGCUCUCUGACAAGAAUAAGACCAUCAAGCAGCUGCAGCAGAGACUGGCGGAACUGAAGAGGACACUGCAGAAGGAACUGAAGCUAAAGCCUGAUGCAGAAACUGAAGGGAAGGAGAAAUUUUCCGAAAGCAGAGCAGAAAAAGCAGAGAGGGUUUGUCCAGACCCGCUCCCAACAUCUACCCUCAGCCCCCCGACCUCCAAGACCACGGUGACCAACACCUCAGACCUCAACGACUCGCGAGAAAUCAACUUUGAGUAUCUCAAACACGUCGUACUCAAAUUUAUGUCCUCCAGAGAAGCUGAGGCGUUCCAGCUAAUACGAGCCGUGUCUGUGCUGCUGAACUUCACCCGGGAGGAGGAGGACAUGUUGAAACAAACGCUGGAGUAUAAGAUGUCCUGGUUUGGAUCCAAGCCUUCUCCAAAGGGGACCAUCCGCCCUUCAGUCUCAGGCCCUUCCACUCAGUGGAGCUGAUGCUCCGCAGGAGGAGAUACGGGAACCAAAGAGCCCCUUGAAGAGGAGGAAGCCCCUCUGCAGUCCACGUUGGGCAGCCUGGACGGUGGCUUCCCGCUGUGUGGGGACAUCUUCAGGAGCACGUGACAACUUUAAGAGGACUUUGUUUCCUUGUCAGUGGUCCAGGCAGACUUUUGGCCUAAUAGAAGGUCAACUGGGACACACUAUUAACACUGGAAUUUUGGGAGUCAAAUGUUUCUUCCCUUACUCAUGUCAAAAAUAGGUUUUCGAUUCUGUGAAAACCGCUAAAAGUGAGUUAGCAUGUCAGAAAAUGAGCACAUGAAAGAAAACGGGCUGAUAGCUGUUUUAUUAGGAGGUGCCUCAUUUGUCAAAACACACAAGUCCUUUUUGUUGUUGUUGGAGCAGACAGAUGUGACUUGAUUCAACUGUUUUCACUGGACAAACGGUGCAGUGUUGAUUGCUGAAGGAGGUUUUAGCCUGUUAGCUGGUACAUGUUUAUAUUUAAAUCAUAGAGGGCUUCUUAACGGUUUGCAUUAGUUACAAAGGAUCUAAAUUGGUUUUCAUUUAGACUUGAAUCAUGUGGAAAUGUUGGUGAUCGCAUUGAAAGGGCCGCGUGUUCUGAUGCCCAGCGAAUACCGUUAAUAUAAGACUUUAUUACAAAGCUCUUAGCACAAUCAAAUGAAUCCAUUCCAGGUUGGAGUGUAUGCCCAACAGCACCCCCAAAUUCAAACCUUUUUCGAUUGUCGUCUUCUCUUCAAAAGGACAUUUUCACCAAAUUGCUUCACACUGGGUUUCCACUUGUCUUUUCAAAGGGACUCCUGACGUCGAGUCUGUGCUCCAAGAUCAGAUCCCAUCAACCAGACCACAUGGCGAGGUGGCCUGGCUCACAUUGAGUUCAGGUCCAGUGGGGCGUGGACAGCAUGUGGACAAAAUCCAGACCACAGUGGACUUUAUCUGCUAGGACUGUGUGGAGGAAGAGAAAGCAGCUCAAAGGAUGUGGCACUUUUAUUGUGAAGAGUAACUUCCCUAGUAUAUGGUUGGUGAUUUGGCCUUCUACAAAUACAUAGUUAUAUAUAUAACUAUGGUAGUUAUAUAUAAUGGCAUGUACAAAAAUGUAAUUCAGUUAGUAAAAAGUUCGGACCGGUGUAAUAAUAAAGGGGCUCUGUUGAUGAAGGACAGACAAACGUACUGUAGUUCAACAGCUCAUUUCAUUGGCUGGUAAAACAUAAGGAACAGGAAGUGCUGCUUUGAAAGCUCAGGUCAGGGCAACAACAGUCUGCUACUUGGGGGACAAAGAUGUCACAGGCCAAGCUGUCUGUGCACAGAUUGUCCUUUAAGACCAAUUUAGACUGGACGUGCAUUUGGAUAAUAUAACAACGUGCUUAAAUAAGUGAAUGCAAUGUAAAUGAUGACUGGAGGACAUGCUCUACCUUUACCUGCCUUUACCAAUGUAAAUGAAACUACAUUCCACAUAUCUAUUUAUACGGAGAAAUAUGCACAUACUGUAUGCGUUGAGAACUUUAUAAAUCAGUGGAUGUAAAUGGUUUGAUGUGACCGGUUUUGUGUAUUCAUCACCAUCAUUCAGAACCCAUAUCUGUUUCCUUUACUCGUACCCCCCCCCCCCUCCACUGUCAUCUCCCUGUGAUGCCUCCACAGCACGGGGAGGAUCUGCAUGUUGGCUCCCUGCAGCAGCCUCACUCUUCAUUUCCAAAAGCCAACGGAUUCUGGAUUUGAUAGAAAUGUAGUCACACAGACUCAAACCAAAUGGAACCAUGAAUGCACUUUUUAACCUGCUCUUUUAAACCCUGAAACACAACUGUUCAAUCACUACAGCUUUUACUUUUCAUCCGUGCAAUGGUUUCCUCUCCCAACAUUUAUUAAUAAUAAACCUGAAAUGAUAAAGG